Penicillium vulpinum is the source of this 3693-nucleotide messenger RNA. RefSeq lists its product as uncharacterized. The record is from RefSeq and is a predicted model, not a curated record. NCBI's taxonomy places the organism in Eukaryota, Fungi, Ascomycota, Eurotiomycetes, Eurotiales, Aspergillaceae. The coding region runs from base 1 to 3693 and encodes 1230 amino acids. The transcript has 9 exons. Gene Ontology annotation, molecular function: oxidoreductase activity, acting on CH-OH group of donors; flavin adenine dinucleotide binding.
AUGUCAAACUUCACAGACAAGACGGACAAUUAUCCGACCUUGAGUCGUCCGUUCGAAUCAAUGAGACCAGAGUAUGAUGUCGUUAUUGUAGGAUCUGGCUAUGGAGCUGGAGUAGCGGCAAGUCGAAUGGCCCGAGCAGGGAAGAGUGUCGCAGUGCUAGAGCUUGGCUGGGAAAGAAGGUCUGGUUCAUUUCCGCAAUCAUUCUCUCAAUGUCUCAGGGAUGUGAGUAUCUCCGGGAGUUCUGUAAAGAGCUCCUUCAUCUCAAAUUGGGUGUCACCUGGUGACCCCACGCGGCUUUUUCAAUUAUUUUUGGGCGAUGGACAGCAUACCUUUGCUGCUCAUGGACUUGGAGGAACUUCAUUGAUCAACGCUGGGGUUUUUUUGAAAGCGGAUGAAAGAACACUGCAGAUGAGCCCGUGGCCAUCAGAGAUCAGAAAUGAGCCACUUAAACUCGAUGAAUCCAAUACAGACUAUGCACGCGCCGAAACAAUGCUACAACCUGUCACGUAUCCGGAUAAUUCAACACUAAACAAACUUGAGCAUCUCCAGGGAGAGUCAAGAUGGCUCGGAGAGAAAGAAAAAUUUUACCGAGUGCCAUUAACCAUAUUUUUUCACAAUGGCCGCAAUAGUGCAGGUGUCCCAAUGCAGGCAAAUAGACACUCAGGCCAUGAGUGCACUGGUCUUAACGACGGUUCAAAAAACUCGGUGGCAACAACAUAUCUUGCAGAUGCUUGGAAUUGGGGAGCCGAGAUAUUCUGCGGAUGUGAAGUUCAAUUUGUAGAAAAGACAGACGGUGGAGGCUACACUAUACACUUUGCCUGGCAUGGAAGUGGAAGGUCGGUGUUUGAAGAUCAUUUCAAGGAACAACUCUUCUGGGUCAAAGCAAAGGAAUUUUGCUUUCUUGGGGCUGGUGCUUUAGGAACUACUGGAGUCUUGCUUCGGUCAAAGCAACACGGUCUCCAAAUGUCACCGCUCGUUGGAAGAAAUCUCUCGGGAAAUGGUGACCUUCUAAUAUUUGGUUACAAUGGAGGUGCCAAUAUCAACGGGAUCGCCCGUGAAUCCUCGCGUGCUCCCCCUGGACCCACCGUCACGGCUGUUAUUGAUAACCGAGUCGGUGACCCUCUGAAAAACCCAUUGGCCGGAUAUGUUAUUCAAGAUGGCUGCAUUCCUGAGGUGUUCAGCCCAGUAAUUCAAAUCAUGUUCACUCUACAGACCAUAAAGAACCAGGUGCUGUCUUUUCUUUGGAAUCCUUGCCAAGAAGCCUGGAAGACCCUUGCCUCUUUCAAUUCUCUGCUAUUUGGCCCAUACGCAUACCAUGGAGCUCUCCAGCGGACUUCAACCUAUCUUGUGAUGUCUCAUGAUAGCAAUGAGGUAACAUUGACACUGAAAGAUGAUCAAUUGUGCCUGCGGGGACCGGCAGAAGGACGGUCUGAGCAUUUCAAAUGGAUAACAAAGAAGUUCAAGGAGCUUUUUGCUCGCACAGGAGCAAUGAUAGGAUUUUCAUAUUUUUACGGUUGUCACCAGGAGGAAAUUACAGUCCAUCUCCUCGGAGGAGCCAACAUGAGCAACGAUGGAACAGGACAUGGGGGUGCAACAAAUCAUCUAGGAGAGGUCUUCAGUGGCUCUAAUAGUGAAGUACACAAGGGUUUCGUGUGCUGCGAUGCAUCUGUCAUCCCGACAGCCCUGGGCGUAAACCCACUGGCCACAAUAUCUGCACUCGCUGAGCGGUCCGUCAAUUUGCUCACCGAGAGAUCUGGAUUGUCUAUUAACCUCGCGACUAAAAAUCAGCCAUUGAACGCCUACAGCAAGCCUAGUGUAUCAUGGGAUUCCUACGACCACCAAGACAGUAUUAAAAAAGCACUUCCGUCAAUAGGAUGGCAAUUCACGGAGACUAUGCAUGGGCACAUCAACAUGGGGCCGGAGAUCGGAAGUUUUGCACUUUCUGAGAGGGUAGGAAAGGGUUCAUCCUGCGCGAUGCGGAUGUUCUUAACGAUCGAAAUUUGCCGAGAAGAUUCUCAAUACCAAGGAAAAUGCACCGGCACGGUUUCUUGUCGCGCAUUAUCUGCAGCCACGCUCAAGAUUGUCGAUGGGACGGUGGACUUCUUCACGCCAAUAGAAGAGAAUGCCGAAUCAUUAGCAAUUUCAUAUAAACUGAAGCUCCUCUCGGUAGAGGGCAAACAGUACCACCUGAAAGGCCACAAGCUCAUCAACUCGAACUUAGCAUUCUCAGUCAGAAAAACUUGGGAAGCAACAACUACAGUGAACGUCAAUAUCACUCGAUCAGACGGGAUAAAUAUUGGAGCAGGUGCCCUUCAUAUCUCAUUUCCAGACUUCAGAAAGCAGAUCCGAACAUUCCGGACAACAAAAGAUUUCCAGAUCAGCCUUAUCUUGGCCUUGAUGGUAUUUUUAGUUACUUUUAUGUACCAUAUCAGUCUCUUCUUCUUUCGUCCUUUCGCCCGCAUGCGCUUCCCUCAGAUCCCAACUAAAACCACCGAUUCAAAACAACCACCUUCAAAAGAAUUACCUCCAAAACAACCUCCUUCACUCUCGUGCAACUUCACCGCAAGCGAUGGCGUACAGGUCCACCUUGAUAUAUAUGACCCUGUUUCUAUACAAAAGAUAGGCGACCCGGUACCCAAGUCCAACCUUCCACCAGUCCUACUUUUACCCGGAGUCACCGGGAUCGGCGCGAUGCACAAUUUGUACGCACUGCCAUUCUUGCGCCGCAACAUGGUUGAGUAUCUCACGCAGCGUGGACACAAAUGCUACGCACUCACUCCUCGCUGGGGCUGUGAUCCCACCGUUGCCCAGAAAAGUACCGUCUUCGACUGCCGUCUUGACGUUGCUGCUGCAAUAGCAUACGUUCGCGAAGAGGAGCGGCAGAAGCUCUAUGUGGUAGCUCAUUGCCAAGGCUCGGUGGCUCUCUGCAUGGGACUGCUGGAUGGAACCAUCCAGAGUAGCCACCUUCUCGGUAUUACUGCGAACUCAGUCUUCAUGAACCAGGUCUUUGGGUAUUGGAACUCCCUCAAAGGAAGGACGACUCUACUGAUCCAAUUUUAUGAAUUAUUCGCUGGAAAUUACUUCCCGAUUAUCAGCAAUGCUAAAAGUGCUCUUUUCGAACGAUUACUCGAUAUUCUCCUUCGUUUCUAUCCUGUUGGGCACGUGCGAGAUAUCUGCACGUCUACAGCGUGCCAUCGGACAUCUUUCGCUUUUGGGUUACUAUGGAAUCAUGAGAACCUUGACACAAAUAUUCAUGACAAUGUCCACCAAUUUUUUGCAGGGACCAAUACAAAGAUUAUGAAGCAAGUGGUUCGCAUGGGAACUCGCGGGGUCUGCAUGGAUAAUGAUUUACGCCCCCUUAUGACGGCUGAGAAUUUGCAACGGCUGCAAGGGUUACCAAUUCUCUUUGUCUCAGGCACGGAUAACCAAGUAUUCAAUCCCGAGACUACCCUCAAGGACUAUGAGUUGUUGCGACGACGAUUUGGCGAGAGGCUUUAUCGCAGAUUUCUAGUCGAUGGGUAUGGGCAUCUCGAUCCUAUCGUGGGGAAAGAUGCGGACAAGGAUGUAUAUUGGAGGAUCUGUGCGCAUUUAAGAUGGUGCACGGAAGAGAUGGGAAAUACGAAACCGAAGACUAACGGACUAACGAACCUGAAAACGAACGGAAUAACGGGUGUGAAAACCAAUGGAAUAUGA